AUGCUUACAAUGUUUGUUUUCAAGUGCCUUUUAGCCUCAAUUUUGAUAAGCAGAGCUCAUGCUAUUGAUCUAGGCCAGAAUGAUGACUUCCAGCAACUUGCUGCCAGCAAUGUUCCGGGAUAUAACAAUAUGUCUGCAACUACAACAGAGGAGACAUCUGCUAACAUUCUUGCACAAAUGGCACAAAUUUCAUCUUCGCAAAUAGAAGAGCAGACAACUGCAGCGGCACAGGCGACAACACAGGCCAAUGAACAGGAUUCUACUACUAGCGAUACUCAAGUAGCUGUUUCUAGUACAACUAAUGAUGUGAACACUGUUGAAAAUGCAGGAACAGCUACAAGUGCCGAUACAAUUGCUACGAAUGUCGCCAAUACGGUUGAUGCUACAAGUGCAGUUGAUACAGCAGAUGCUACAAGUGCAGUUGAUACAGCAGAUGCUACAAGUGCAGUUGAUACAGCAGAUGCUACAAGUGCAGUUGAUACAGCAGAUACUACAAGUGCUGCUAACACGGUUGAGGCCACAACUACAAGUUCUUCAGACAAUACCGUGAAUAUUGCGGAUACAGUUGAGAAUACAGCUGCAAUUUCGGCUGCUGCCACAACUACAAGUGCUACAGAAGAUACUGCUGCCAAUACUGCCACAGAUACAACUACAAGUGCUGCUGAAGAUACUGCAGUCAAUACUGCAGCCAAUACUGCCACAGAUGCAGCUACGAGUGCUACUGACACUGCUGAAAAUGCAGCAACAGCAACAACGGCAAAUACAGAUGAUGUAACUUCUGCAACAGACACUACCAGCCUUACUACUGCCUCUCCAACCGCAAGUUCAGGCUCGAUCGAUUAUCCGGCACUUGUGAAUUCAGGCGCUGCCACAGUCGUUGAUUCGUCAUCGGCCUUGCAGAAUGCCGCAUACACAAGUUCGGCCUCUGCUUCAGGCUCAACUUCAGCUUCCACAGACUCAGUUUCGGUGGUUACUGCAAGCACAGACUCAUCAACUGCUUCGAGUAUUCAGAAUGCCGUUUACACGAGUGCAGCUUCAUCACUCGUUGGCUCUGCAAGCUCAAGCUAUCAGGAGACAUCACUGACAUACGGCUCGGCUUCAUCAAGCUAUAACGCUGUUACAACUGCCGUUUUUUCAAGCAGUGGCACAAGUGCAUCGUCUUCUUUGACGUAUUCGUCAGCUUCAGCCUCAGAUAACUUCUUAUCAUCUUCAACAACUGCAAAUGCAGCUGUAACAAGCUUGCAACCUUCGUCUGUUGGCAGCUCCUCGGUUGUCACUUCGGCAGUUUCUUCGAGUGCUGAACCCAACGCCUCGACUACUGUUACACCGACUGCAUCCACUUCAACAGAUACAUCUUCUGGAGUCUCUGGUUCGGCAUCGAGUGCAGUUUCUACACCUGUCUCUGCCUCAACCUCUUCUGCAACUUCAGAGAGUUCCACAACUGCUCUUUCCGAGUCGUCCUCGGCCGAGACAACAGUUUCAACGUCGCAGACUUCUGCAAAUCUGGCAAGUAGCAGUACCAGUGCAAGUUCUGGAUCCUCCCAGGUGCCAACAUCCACAUCUAGAAGUACCACCUCGGGUGCACAUUCCACAUUAUCAGUCUCAGGCACCACUUCAAGCACUGCAAGCUCGUCUUCCAAGGUGCUGAGUGUGUCGACAGACGACUACAGGUCGAUUUCGCACUCUGCAGCAAACACUCAGACGACUUCGAGUCUGUAUGAGUCUCCGCAGUACCCAACCAGCACAAAGGGACCUUCAAUUGUUGUCCAGACCUCUGCCUCAUCCUCCAAAACAAGCUCUCGAGCCAUCUUUGGAACGGACUCAGGCUCACAAUCCACCAUAACGGCCACAUCUUCCAGCUCAGAAUCCUCAAAGCCAUCAUCUUCACAAUCUACUGGCUGGCUUCCUGAUGUUAUCGUCACCGCCUCGGCUCCAGACGCUUCAACAACUUCGAUAUCCGUUGCAACCACAGCCUUGCCUAAGGCAAUUUCGCCUGCUGCAACAACCGCGUCUAUCCCAGACGAUUACACUCUGAUUACCAUCGGCUUCAAGAGAAGUCUCAACUACGUCUUCGUGGUUGAAAACUCCAUCUCGUCUGCUCAGAUCUUCGAGUACUUGCCGGAUGUGUUGUCGUACCCAUUCGACAGCAUCGAUAAGUCUGAUGUCACUGUCAAGCAGUUGGUUCCAUACACAUCCUCGCAGUUGAGCUACAUCAUAACCAUUGCUGAGGUGUAUUUCCCCAAGAGCAAGUUGACCUCGUUGCAAAACGAGUUGACGACGUCUGGAUCCAAGAUUUACGAAAACCCAAACAGUGCGCAAAGCACUUUGGCCAAUCUCAUCGAUAGCAGAAUCCCAAUCCAGGGACUUCUGGGAAGCUCAUCGACUUCUGUUUGGAUUGGCUCCAAUAGUGAUUCCUCGUCUGGAUCUGGAAGCAGUAGUGUUGAUCCUCAAAGUUUGGGCUCGAUGGACUUUUCAUCUGAGGCCAAUUCUUCAGUUGGCAAAUCCAGUACAAGCGGUGGAAAGAUGGCCGGAAUUAUCGCCGGUUCUGCAGUCGGUGCUGGCGCGUAUUUGAGUGCUAUCGUUGCCUUUUACAUCCGGAGAAAGAAUAGAAAACAAAAACAGGACCAGGAAAUGACCGAGGAGAAGACCAGACCAAGAAGUAACUUCGAGUCCUACUGUUCGCCAUACGAUGGAAGUUCCUUCGAGAGCUACAAUCCAUCCUACUCAUACUCUGGCAGUGGAAACAUGGGUGACAUCAGGCUCUCAGUUGGAUGUGAUAGUGAGCCUUAUGACAGCGAAGAUUCCGCUUACUAUUCAAGUGCCCACACGAGCAGAUCAUUCCGCAAUUCCGGAUCCCAGCAUUCCAUUCCAAGCAUUUCUGCUCCAAUAAACUUGAAGAACUCUCUUGGAUGGUAA
Molecule: messenger RNA, 2916 nt
Organism: Brettanomyces bruxellensis
Lineage: Eukaryota; Fungi; Ascomycota; Pichiomycetes; Pichiales; Pichiaceae
Exons: 1
Coding region: 1-2916 (971 amino acids)
Biological process (GO): cellular bud site selection; signal transduction involved in filamentous growth; fungal-type cell wall organization
Cellular component (GO): site of polarized growth; plasma membrane; cell surface
Molecular function (GO): osmosensor activity
Source: RefSeq, a predicted model, not a curated record